AGAAGAAGAAAAAAACACCGUAGUCUUGGUUCAGUUUUCUUCUCUGAUUCUCAAACUCUGGAACUCUCUCGUAUUCCCCUUCUUCUCACCCAACACUCACCGCUAGACCUCAGAUUCUUCUCAAACUUGCGCCAUUGUUGCUAUCUGAUUACACUGCUCAUUUUUCUUGGACCUGUGCUAUUGUGGCUGGAUUUUCUGAUGAUUUCUGCCAUGAUCCUUUUAUGCUGAGCUAUCUUUGUAUUUUAGAGUAUUCUUGUAAUUCAAACAGUUUCAGAAUUGAAAUAUCAUCUUGUACACCUAUUUAUAUUGUUUAUACGUGGAAAAUGGAGAAGAACUGACUUCAUCUGAAUUCUUGGAUAUACUUCCUAAGCAGUGAAGAAUGGAGACUUUAGCUCAACUGGAAGCAUUGUGUGAGAGGCUUUAUAACUCACAGGAUUCUGUUGAGCGAGCACAGGCUGAAAGCACUCUGAAAUGUUUUUCCUCAAAUGCUGACUACAUUUCGCAGUGCCAAUAUGUUCUCGAUAAUGCAUCCUCUCCAUAUGCAUUGAUGUUGGCUAGUUCAAGCUUGUUGAAGCAAGUCACAGAGCAAAGCCUUCCUUUACAGCUCCGGCUUGAUAUUCGAAACUACCUCUUAAACUAUCUGGCCAGUAAAGGACCUGAAUUGGAGCCCUUUGUCCUUGGAUCAUUGAUCCAACUUUUAUCUCGUAUUACAAAGUUUGGGUGGCUAGAUGAUGAAAGAUUCCGGGAGGUUGUUAAAGAGGCAACAAACUUCUUGAGUCAGGCACAGUAUCAUUAUGCUAUAGGUUUAAAGAUAUUGAAUCAGAUUGUUUCCGAGAUAAAUCAGCAUACUGUUGGGUUACAUGCUACUCGUCAACGUAGGAUUGCAAUCUCUUUUAGGGAUCAAUCCCUUUUUCUAAUAUUCCAGAUAUCGUUAACUUCUCUCUUCAAGUUAAAAGUGGAUGUUGGGAGCAAGUUGCAGGAACUGUCUCUGAUGCUUUCCCUGAGUUGCUUAUCAUUUGAUUUUAUGGGGACAUCAUAUGAUGAAAGCUCAGAUGAGAUUGGUACUAAUCAGGUUCCAUUAACUUGGAAACCUGUCCUUGAGGAUCCCUCAACAUUGCAGAUAUUUUUUGACUUUUAUACAAUGAAUCAACCAUUUUCGAAAGAGGCAUUGGAAUGCUUGUUGCGUCUUGCUUCUACUAGACGAUCUUUGUUUUCUGAUGAUACUGCCCGAUUGAAGUUUUUGUCACAGUUAAUGCUGGGCACCAAAGAAAUUUUGCAAACUGGAAUAGGUCUUGCUGAUCAUGAUAACUAUCAUGCAUUUUGUCGGCUUCUUGGCCGCUUUAAAGUAAAUUAUCAGUUAUCAGAACUUAUAAAUGCUGAAGGUUAUAGUGAUUGGAUACGCUUAGUAGCAGAGUUUACAUUAAAAUCUUUGCAGUCUUGGAAGUGGGCUGGCAGCAGUGUUUACUACCUUCUAAAUUUAUGGUCUAAAUCAGUGACCUCUGUGCGGUAUCUCAAGAGUGACAAACCUAGCCUGCUAGAUGAAUAUGUCCCUAAAGUUAUAGAAUGUUUUGUAUCAUUGAGAUUUGAUUCAUUGCAGUCUGAACUAUCUGAUGAACUUGGUGAAGACCCACUUGACAAUGUAGAAGUGCUUCAAGAUCAACUUGAAUUUUUCCCUUACCUCUGUAGAUUUCAGUAUGAAAGUUGCAGUUCAUAUUUAAUGAAGAUAGUGGAGCCUAUCAUACAAAGCUAUAUGAAGGUAGCAAAUCUCCAAAUCCCCAUGAAUAGCUAUGAACUUUCUGUAACUGAAACCAAACUUGCUUGGUUCACGCACAUUGUUGCUGCAAUACUCAAGACAAAGCAUACGUCUGGUUUUAGUGGAGAAUCGCAUGAGGUACUCGAUGCAGAGAUUUCAGCAUGUGUUCUGCAAUUGGUAAAUAUUUCUGACAGUGGAAUUCACAAUAAGAGGUACGAAGAUGUAAGCAAGCAAAGAUUUGAUCGAGCUAUACUAACCUUUUUACAACAUCUUAGAAGGUGUUAUAUUGGUGACCAGGUUGUUUUGUCUUCCAAGCAGUUAUAUACCCGGCUAUCUGAACUUCUUGGACUACACGAUCAUCUACUACUGAUAAAUGUUAUUGUAGGAAAGAUUACUACUAAUCUCAAGUAUUACACAAAGUGCAAAGAGCUUAUUGAUCAUACAUUAACUCUCUUCCUGGAAAUGGCAUCAGGAUCCAUGACGGGAAAGCUGCUUCUUAAGUUGGAUAUUGUUCAGCACAUAAUUUUGAAUCAUAAUAGGGAACAAUUCCCUUUUUUAGAAAAUUGGGAAUGUUUCCGCAGCAGAACAACGCUGUAUUAUACAUUUGGCAUGUUGGUGUUCAUGGAAGAUAGCCAAUUGAAAUUCAAAUCUUCAGUGGAACCUUUCCUACAGGUUUUUGGUAGAUUGAAUUCAACACCUGAUGCAUUGUUUCAAUCAGAUGCUGUAAAAUAUGCAUUUAUUGGAUUGAUGCGUGAUCUUCGAGGAAUAGCAAUGGCAACUAAUAGUCGUAGAACAUAUGGAUUCCUUUUUGAUUGGCUUUAUCCUGCACACAUGCCAAUUCUUUUGAAAAGCCUUGCACAUUAUGCUGACGCUCCAGAGGUAGCAACUCCAUUGUUGAAAUUUGUUGCUGAACUGGUCCUGAACAAAUCCCAGCGAUUGACUUUCGAUUCUUCUUCCCCUAAUGGAAUACUACUUUUUCGAGAAGUCAGUAAACUGAUUGUUGCAUAUGGAUCUAGAAUUUUACCUCUUCCUAAUAAAGCAGACAUGUAUACAUCCAAAUACAAGGGAAUAUCAAUUUGUUUGAUAAUUCUUGAACGAGCACUCUCUGGGAACUUUGUCAACUUCGGUAUAUUUGAACUUUAUGGUGAUAGGGCCCUCUUUGAUGCUCUUGACAUCACUAUAAAGUUGAUGUUGUCAAUUCCUCUGGGAGACAUAUUUGCAUUUCGGAAGGUUGCAGCGUCUUACUUUACGUUUUUGGAGACUCUAUUCAAUGGCCAUUUGUCAUUUGUGCUCAAUUUAGAUAAAACCGCAUUAAUGCUAAUUGUUGAAUCGCUCGAGUUAGGCAUUAAAGACUUGAGUGAAAAAAUAUCAUCUCAGUGCGCCUCUGCCAUUGACAACUUAGCUACAUUUUAUUUCAACAAUCUCACAGUUGGAUUCAUCUCUGAGUUUCCUGAGCUAUUCUCUAGAAUAUUAAGAACCUUAUUUGAGGUUGUUAUAUUGGAGGACCGUGGGAAUCAAUGGACUCAUAGCAGUGCAAUUCUAAGUAUGAUACUAAUUAGUAAAGAGUUGUUUGCAAAUACGAAGGCUCAAAUUUUGGCUUCAUAUCCACCAGACAGACAUCAGACACUUUCUCUGUGCUUUGACAAGCUUAUGGAAGAUGUGAAGAUUAGCUUGGACUCAAAGAACAGGGGCAAAUUCUCCAAGAACCUAACCAGAUUUAAGUCUGAGUUUUGUGUCAAAUAGCAUCUGCCUGGCUGAACUAUUUUUGUUAGCUCAAGAAACCAUAUUGUAUCUGCUGCUUUUUCCUUUCCUCAUAGAUUGUAUCUGCCUGGGUGUUUGAUUUAGAGUCCUUUACAAUUGUACAUUUACCAUAGUCCCGUUUUCUAUUUUGGUCAUAGGGGUAUUGGCUUGAUGAAAGGUCUGCUGGCACCAAUGUUGUUAAAUGCCAUGGCAGAAUGAUGUGGCGGAUUUUUUACACACACUGCAGUAGUGUGAUUAUAUGACAGAUUUUUGGCCA
Molecule: messenger RNA, 3770 nt
Organism: Lathyrus oleraceus (garden pea)
Lineage: Eukaryota; Viridiplantae; Streptophyta; Magnoliopsida; Fabales; Fabaceae
Exons: 30
Coding region: 380-3496 (1038 amino acids)
Biological process (GO): protein export from nucleus
Cellular component (GO): nuclear pore; cytoplasm
Molecular function (GO): small GTPase binding; nuclear export signal receptor activity
Source: RefSeq, a predicted model, not a curated record